Molecule: messenger RNA, 1153 nt
Organism: Rhodamnia argentea
Lineage: Eukaryota; Viridiplantae; Streptophyta; Magnoliopsida; Myrtales; Myrtaceae
Product: ethylene-responsive transcription factor ERF110-like
Exons: 2
Coding region: 190-1005 (271 amino acids)
Biological process (GO): regulation of DNA-templated transcription; ethylene-activated signaling pathway
Molecular function (GO): DNA-binding transcription factor activity; DNA binding
Source: RefSeq, a predicted model, not a curated record
UUCUCGCUUGAGUCUAGUCUAACCCUCUUCUCCUUCUCCGGCAAAUAUUCCAAGUCAAUCAAGAACAAAUUUAUAACAUUGAGUCACAGAGGGAGGGGGAGAGAGAGAGAGAGAGAGAGAGACUGUGUGUAGACAAAGACGGGCAUCUUAACCAAAAGAGGAAAGAGAGAGAGAGGGGAUUAAUUGUUGAUGGAGGGGAGAAACUGGAAGAGAUCCAAGUCCCAAGCAGGCCAUGUAUCGGAGGAGAAAGAGGGUGCUGAUCAGAAGAGUGACAUUUAUCCAUACCCCUCGAGCUUGAUGGAAACGGCCCGAUCUCAACGGGACAGAUCUGCCAUCGUGUCCGCCCUCACUCAAGUCAUCGCAAACCCUGCUGCCGCUGCAUCUCAUCAUGCAUCCCACAGUUCAUCAGCAUCUUUAUCUCAAAGUUCGCUUCACGAUCAUCAGGUUCCGGAUGCACAAGGGAAGAACAAGAAGCUGGAGGUGAGGAGCAGGAACUAUAGAGGCGUGAGACAAAGGCCGUGGGGUAAGUAUGCAGCUGAGAUCCGUGAUCCGAAGAAGGCGGCUCGAGUGUGGCUUGGUACGUUCGACACUGCGGAGGGAGCUGCACUCGCUUACGAUGAGGCAGCCCUCCGGUUCAAAGGCAACAAAGCCAAGCUCAAUUUCCCUGAAAGAGUUCACUCUUUGCCUCCACCAUAUAGUAGCGGUAAUGAUGCUUCUCAGACUCAAUCUCAGGAGCUCCCUCCAGCUUUCAGCUCAUGUGACAAUGAUGUUGGGGCUCAACUCAUGGAUGGUUCUGUCAUGCCAGCUCCACGUCCCAGCUUUGUCCACGGACAAGGUCCUACUUCUUCUGCUUCCGCGGGUGAUUAUUUUCAGUCUCUGCAGCCAAAUCCUCUGUCGUCGUCGUCGUCGUCUUCUUCCAUGCCGUUCUCUUUCCAUCAACACGAUCCGGAACAUUGCUUCGAUGGCUUUUCUUCUUCUUCUUCUUCGAGAUCCUCCAAAGAGUAGGACAUCACUCAGCCAUUAAAUGUUGCAUCCACACCUUAAGAAAGCUAUCCUUUUAUCCCACUACUUGCUCUUAAUUACUUUAUAAAGCUUCAUCACCUUAUAUACUCACUCUCUCUUAAGGAGUUAACAUAUUAAUCAUUUAUGCAGC